CGCACUGCUCGUCCACUCGUCCCCCCACUGAAUCGAAACCCAAAACUCCCUCUCUCUCCUCUCUCUCACUCGCCCCCAAACUCACAAACCAACUCAACUACAUUAUCAAAAUUUUAAUCACUCACCCAAAUAAAACCCCUCAAAUUUACCCGCCAAAAAAGCUUUAGUUUUUCUCCCUCACAAAAAUUUCGCCUUUUCAAAUCCCCAAACCCCCAACGGCUAAGCCUCUCCGGCUCUCUCUGUCCUAGCUAGGGUUUCUCCCUCCUCUUCUGUGUCUCUCUCUGAGCUCCCCUUCCUCUACGCGCUGAACGGCGUCGUCUGGGGGCGUCGCUCUGUCAGCCCCUUAGUUAUGGAUCCGCCUCUGAACGCCCAACUCACUCAGUCGAGUCCGCCGGCGUUCUCAAUUGGGGAAAAGAGGCCGAUUGGGAACGGAGGAGAAGGAGAUUUGGGGACCCAAUUGAACAAGAAGCCCAGAUUGGGACCCAAUUCGGAGAAAGAUCUGAGGAGGGUGGCGGAGAUUGUGCUGGCCUUGUCGACUAUGGCCAAGAUUCGAGGGGGCAAGAAGCCCACGGAGCCGGAGAUUAGGCUUAUGGGGGAAGCUAGGUCGAAGCUGGUGGAGCUGUGUGAAGGGUUGGCCCCUAAGGAUAUUGUGGGUAGGGAUGCAAUUGGGGCUGUGAUUGAGGAUGCGGGGCUCAAUGCUAUGCUUAAGGAACAGAGAUUAGGAUUCUGGGGUCCCAAGUUGACGAUUGCGGAGAAAUUUUUGCAGACGAAGAGGAAAGUAAGGACUCAAUUUUUUGAUUUGAUGGAAGAAUCCAAGAAAUUCUCUGCACUAGCUCAACCUGCUACGCAUCCCGCUCACCAAUUUAAAAAAAGCUUCAAUGCAGCAGCUGAAACCCAUGGGAUGCCGCAUACUGUUCAUAUGAUUCCUACAAGCAAACCAAGUCAUGCACCAAUUUCCUCAGGAGGUUUCCCUGUUACUCCGUCUCUUGUUCAUGUAUCCACGGCAACUCCCACACCUACACAGUAUCAGUUUCCCAACAAUGAUGUUAGAGCAUCCAUGGUGUCUAGUGGUUUUCCUAGCAUCCAUCUAGGCAGGGAUUCUACUACCCCAACAGUGCUUAGAGUUGAAAGAGCCCAGUUCAGAUCAGAUGGAGGACCAAAUGCAAAUGCAUCUUCUUAUGCAUCUCAAGUACAAGCAAAUUCGUCCUCAAAUCAUCCACUUCCAUCAGUGAAUGCUCCAGCUUGGUCAGUGCAAACUCAAUCUGCCAAAAGUGGACCAGAACACAAGGUGCCAAAUCAUAUAUCCGUCAAAGUUGAAGGAAGUACUGGUAUGAAUAUGCCACAGAUGACUCCUGUAGCUGCACUGAAUCAGAAUACCAAGCCAUUUGUCUCCCAAUUAGCUUCUGGAAAUCUACCCAUUGUACAUCAGCCCUUGCAACAGAUGGACUUUGUUAAAGCUCAUUCGCUUUCUAACAAUCACAAUGAAAUUGCGAAAAUUAUUCAGAAAUUAUUGCAACCACAGCCUCCUGAUCAUCCUACAUGGAUUCCUCCAUCAAGGGAUUACAUGAGUAAGUCUUUGGCUUGCCAGAGUUGCCAGCUUACCAUCAAUGAGGUAGACAAUGUUCUUAUUUGCGAUGCCUGUGAGAGAGGAUAUCACAUAAUGUGUGCACAAUCAUCUAAUCAGAGAGGAAUUCCUAGAGGUGAGUGGCACUGCAUGAGAUGCCUGUCAUUGAGCAACGGAAAGCCUUUGCCUCCCAAGUAUGGACGUGUGAUGAGAAGUAAUAUACAAGUAAAAGUCCCUUCUAACACAGCUGGAGUUCAAACAUCCUUGGAGAAUAAACUGGGAACUUUUGAUCUAAAGGUCAAUCAGCCGAAGACAACUGCAAAGGGAAGUUCUGUUUUGCAGAAUAUUGCUGGUAUAGGUGGUGGGGCCAGCAAUCACGUUGAGUCAGCACCAGAUCUAAAGAUUUUAAAUGCAAAAGAAUCUCAAGUAAAGAAUCUCACAUCAAGUAUUAAAAAUAUGGAUGAGAAACCUCUUUCUGGAAGUUACCCAUCGAUAGAAAGAUCGGAGGAGAGAUGUCCUGAAUCAAAAUCAGAGCCUCCUGCUGAACCAAAAGAAAUUACUAGAUCAUCUAGAGUUGAAGAAAGACAUUCUGAAUCAAUUGCAGAACCUCCUGCUGAAUCAAAUGUGGUGCGUCCUGUUGAACCAAAAGAAACUACUGAAUUCUCUCGAGUUGAAGAGAGACCUUCUGAAUCAAAAGCAGAACCUCCUGCUCAAUCAAAAGCAGAGCCUCGUACUGAACCAAAAGAAAUUAUUGAAUCAUUUAGAGUUGAUGAGAUACCUUCUGAAUCGAAGGCAGAACUUCCUCCUGAAUCAAAAGAGGACCUUCCUGACGAAUCAAAUGCAGAGCCUCAUGGUGAACCAAAGGAAACUACUGAAUCAUCUAGAGUUGAAGAGAGGCCUUCUGAUUCAAAAGCAGAGCCUCCUGUUGAACCACAAGAAACUACUGAAUCAUCUAGAGUUGAAGAGAUACGUUUUGAAUCAAAAGCAGAACCUUCUGCUGAUUUUUUCAACAAAGGUGUGGAUAAGUCUGAUCACUCCCAACCCCCUUCCAACACACAAGUUGUGGACUGUGCUGGGCUGCCCAACUGUUCAGAAGUUCCAUCAAUGAUAUUCCAGAAUUCUACAUUGAAAAACCCAGAUACUUCUCACUUGGUAGGAAACUCUGGCUCCUCUUUAAGAUAUGACAUCAAACAGGAUGACCAAAGCGGUGCACAAGCAAAUACUGGUGAAAGUUCUGUAGCUAGUGGUCGGGCUCUAGAGCAUUUCAGAUUUUGUUCAGAUGGCUUGAAAGUUGUUGAAUGGAUUGGCGAUGUAGUUCAAGGUGGUGAUGAAAAAAUAUAUUACCAUACUUGUUGCAUUGAUGAGGUAACAUAUCAACUGCGAGAUCAUGCUCUUUUCCAGUCUAGUCAUGGAAAAUUGAUACCCUCGAAGCUUCAGAAGGGUUGUCAUGACUUUGUAAUUUCAUUACAGUCCAUGUGGGAGGAUAGGAAAACUGGGUCAAAGUGGGCAAUUGUCAACAGGUGCUACUUUCCUGGUGACUUACCAGAGAAUGUUGGUCGCCCAUCUACACCUGAAAGCAAUGAGGUCUAUGAAUCUAAUCAUGAUAGCACUGUAAUGGCUGGUUUGAUUCGAGGUCCUUGUGAAGUUCUUUCUCCUGCUAAGUUCAGUGGAGAAACUGAAAGAAGGAGCCAGUUAGAACAAGAGGCAAAUAAUGAAUUGCGGCCAAUCUUCCUUUGCAAAUGGAUUUAUGAUGAGUUUAAAGGGGUAUUGGAGUCUGUUCCUGAGUAAUCCACUUAUGCAUGUAUUUUUUUCUGUGGUUAUUCUUCUUGGUUAUGGAAACUCGAUCAUGCUCUCUUUGAUGAGGUAGCCUAGUGCAAACGGGGCAUGCUUAGCUAAUCUGCAAAGGAAGUUUCAACAAUCAUGUACUGUACAAUAUGUAGCUGUAGCCGUAGGUUGUAUUGUAGUCGCAAUAGCAAUUCAAGCUAUAAUCUUUGAGGCCCAAGCCCCUACGCGGCGCUUCAUUCUUGUUAUUAUGUUAUCGUGUUAGUAUUACUAAUUAGAAAUGAAUAUUUUCUCCUCUGUUGUCUACUAUCCUUUGGAUAUCAUUGACAAUCUCUCAUUCUCUGGGACUGGCUCUAUAGGCAAGGGCAACGUUUUGCACUGCUUUUCCAGAAAGUGCUCUCAAGAAAACGAAACUGUCGGAUUCCGAGGGGGUUGUCUAUUACUCAAGACUUGUUGUAUUGCCUUUUCUUAUUUAUACAUCGAUGCUUU
Molecule: messenger RNA, 3835 nt
Organism: Malus domestica (apple)
Lineage: Eukaryota; Viridiplantae; Streptophyta; Magnoliopsida; Rosales; Rosaceae
Source: RefSeq, a predicted model, not a curated record